AUGUCGACUAGUAAAGCAAAAAAGCGUCCCAGCCCCUUUCGAAUUAAAGUUGGAUGCGUUGUGGCGUUGCGAUACAAGCCGAGCUCCGGCAAUCAUGUUACCAUGAUUGUGCCGCCGCCUCCUUCUGAAAGUGCCGCCAAACCAACCAAGUAUGCUCUUCGCAGUCUGGCUGGAUCCGGUGCUCAUGCCGAAGUUUGGACGGAUCCCAUCCCAGGACGGGAUGAGGGGCUAGCCUUGAUUGGUCGUCGGGUGCGGUGUUGUAUCACCAGACGAGUGGCAGAUGCGAACGACAAGAAUGCUACCGCCACCAAGACCAAAAACUACAUUGUAGAAGGGGAGAUAGUUUCACUACAUGGAUUGGAUAUGGACAGCUCGGAAUGGACCAAACAGAGGGCGAUCGAUCGAAGAAAUCGCAGGGAAUCAGCUGGGUUCGCAGUAGAAUUGUUGGUGGAUCGCGACACUCUUUCCAAAGUCCCAUUUUUGGAGCGAACGGAUGAAGAUGUCGACGUUGACAAGCUAAAAAAGGAAUCCGCAAAGAGGGCGUAUAAGAAUGAAGAGGCCAUCAAGGGGAAGAAUAAGGUGACGGUCAAAAUCUGGCUCCAACAUCCAUCCGGCAUUGUUCCUGACCCAGAGGCAGCUACUACCAACGCCUCCAGUCAAGAUAAUAUUGCCAAAUGGGCCAUCCGAAAACGCAUUCCCAAUCAACCAGGUCAACCCCUCGAACUCGAGGAGCCUGAAAAUAAUGGCCAAAAUACGGAUAAGACAUCCAUGGAGAACGGUACAGGGGCGGCAGCGGGGAGUGGGGUUGUCCAAAAUGGCACUCCGCCAACAGAAAAGAAAGGGAAUGGUUCAAAUAAUGGCAACUCGGAAAAAGAAAAUGGCUCAAAAACAACCACGACGAAGAAACACCGGAAAUCCAAUGGCACCAAUAACAACAACGCGGUCGCAGUAGCAAGUGCGCCCACACAAUUCAUGGGUAAUGCAAAUGAUGACAAUGCACAGCAACAACGGAAUUGGCGGUGGCUUGCAGCAAGAUAUUUUGACGUGUAUCUGGCGGAUGCCAAGGAUGAUACAGUCCCAGAGUCGACAACAAUCUGCAACAAAAACAGGCUGGACUUUUACAAAGUUUACUCCAAUUUGCUUGCAUCUUGUGGUGGCUUUAUUGGUGAAGUCCUCGAAGUGGCUCCUUCCUCCCGGGCUGGUACUCUAGCCAUGGUCACCUUACGACGAAUCAUUCUUCCGGAGCACACGGUUACGGGGCGAUCGUGUGAAAACCAGGACUUCAUGGAAGCAUACGAUGACUACGACUCGACUCUGAUUGGGAAGCGAAAGAAGUCGGACAACGAAGGAGACGGCAAAAAUGGUCAUGACGAUGCAAAAGCCAGCGACUCGCAAUCAUGUGUGGUGUUUCGAGUACCCAUCGAAGAGCUGGUCAUUGUCAGUCGACAGAUCAAGCGCGAUGAGGAAAACGACACUGCUGCUAAUGGAAGCCCUCUAGUGGGGCUGCGGAUAAAUUCGUCGUACUCGUUGAGUGGAGACUGCCAAAUUCGCUUGAAAAAUACAAUGCCCAAAAAAUUGGACGGGGAGGGGCGUGACCCACAGCCUCUGACCAAAAAGAAAUUAAAGAAAUUGGCUUUAUGCCAUCGCUGUCGCACGUGGUUGCCGAGAUCUCGUGUUACCCUCUGCGAGAAUGAAAAUUGCCUCCUGACAAAACACUUGAAUCAGGCUGAAGAAUUGGCUGCUUCGGAGGAAGACAAGGUUGGGGUUGGUUGGUGCGAUGCGUGUAUCGAUCUUUCACAGAAAAUUGAUUCCUUGCUCGGUAGAAGCACGGAGGCCCCAAACCUACCCUGCUGUACCAACACUUGCGAUUGUCGCCAAUGCAGCGCGACUUCGGAUCGUUUUCUGACAAGAGAUGUUUUCAGUGCGGCCAUUGAAAAGGAUCGCAAAGCACACCAAUUUACUUCAGGAGACUCGGCAAGUCUUGAUAAUGCCCUAGAGGCUGUUUUGGUGGACGCAGACGCGACGGUGAAUUCGAUUCCUGUUUGCCAUUUUGGAAUCCCUCCAGAUUUUUUGGACAUUAAAAAUUUAUCUCAGUGUUCCAGCAAACCAAUCACCAAAGUCAAACCUCGCCCACCGGUCAAGACUAAGAAUCGUGGCAGGUCAAACUCAUCCAGUGGGGCAAAGGCACCGCCAAAGCGAAAGAGAGACACUUCUCCGUCCAGAAAAGCUACAAAGAAGCCAAAAGGUGCAGCCACGAGACCUCGAUCUCCUGUUCCAACGGGUUCCAGCGCUCCUCCGCGACUUGCUAGGAGGCAGUCGGAAGACUACUCUGUUUUCAAGCCUACAUGCUGCAGAAUGGUGGAAUACAAGGAAAUGGCAUCUGCAAAAGCCGCUGGUAGCGAAGGAUUCUUUGUCGCCCGGCAAUCCACAAAUAGUAGCGGUGAAAGAAUACGCAACAUAAGGGAACUACAGGAAAAGAAUUGCCGUCUCAUCACUGCUGAAAAAGACAAAGACAAAAAGACGCUUACGAGUCGAGCGGCUCGGGCCAAUCAACGACGUCUCGUGAAGGAUGUGGCGUUACUGGGAGGUGCGAGUUUCAAUUUUGACACGCUGGCGGGUCGCGAGUCGCAGCUUCGCUUCGAUCGGAGCAAUAUUCAUGCAUGGGGAGUUUUUGCAGAUGGUGAGAUUUCAUCCGGCGAUGUUAUUGCCGAGUACCGAGGUGAACUCAUUGGGAAUGCAAUGGCGGAAAAAAGAGAGAAGGAAUACGAACAAGCAAAGAUUGGUAGCGACUACAUGUUUCGGAUCGAUGGUCUCUGUGUGUGCGACGCUACAAAACAAGGGAACGUUGCUAGAUUCAUCAAUGCGAGCUGUGACCCCAAUUGCUACACAAAGAUCAUAACCCUUGAUGGUAAGCAACGCAUUGUGAUCUACGCCAAGAAAGAUAUCAAAGCAGGCGAAGAACUGUGCUACGACUACAAGUUCUCGCUUGAAUAUGACCCUUCCGAGAGGAUACCUUGUCAUUGUGGUGCGCCUGACUGUAGAGGGUUCAUGAACUGGGACAAAAAGUUAGGAAGAUCCUGAGAAUCGGGCUCUCGGAGUGACAAUUGCAGCGGAUGCGACUAGGAAACCGGACAUGAAGUACGCCGCUGUCUUGCAACGCAGUUUAGGCCACGAUCUACAACAGAAACAUUGGUACACUACGACUACUAAUAGGUU
Messenger RNA from Seminavis robusta, 3216 nucleotides. The record is from the annotation of a GenBank genome assembly. Lineage: Eukaryota; Bacillariophyta; Bacillariophyceae; Naviculales; Naviculaceae.